Messenger RNA from Sphenostylis stenocarpa, 666 nucleotides. Lineage: Eukaryota; Viridiplantae; Streptophyta; Magnoliopsida; Fabales; Fabaceae. The record is from the annotation of a GenBank genome assembly.
AUGUCCACACUUUUUGUUUUCUCUGUCUUUCUUCUCCUAAGUGUAGCCACACUGUGUGUUGGUUACGAUUAUUUCAUGUUAGCUGAAACAUGGCCAAAAAGCUAUUGCAAUUAUCAAAGUCAAACUGGAGGACGAUUAUGUUAUGGAACAGUGCCAAAGCAUUUCACCAUUCAUGGACUAUGGCCAGAAGAAUGGACCAGACAAAUACAUAAUUGCAACGCAACCAACACUCUUAAUCAAACACAUAUACAACCGGUGAGAAGACAACUCACUGCGUUUUGGCCAAAUUUAAAUGGCAAUGAUUUUAGUUUUUGGAAGUUUGAAUGGGACAAACAUGGAACAUGUUCAGAGAACUCGUUCGCACAACUUCCAUAUUUUCAGUUGGCAUUAAACAUCAAGGGUAGGAUUAACCUAUUGAAGAUGCUUUCACAGGAUCAAAUUGUCCCAGAUAACCGAAAAAGUUAUAAUACAACUUCUGUUAUUGACGCAAUUCGCAAAGGCACCAAUCAUGCACCUCAACUUGACUGUUAUGUCCAAAGAACAAACAAUGUCACUAUACUUGCUGAAGUUAGACUUUGUCUGGACGUUAAUGGAACUUCAUACAUAAACUGUCCUAAUCCUUCCGGUUCUUGUGCCACCACUGAUUUAUACUGGCCAAAGCCAUGA